AUGGCUUUGGUCGGGGAGCGGGUCGUCGUCAGCGGGCUGCUUCGCCGGCCCGAGCUAAACUCCCAGGUGGGCGAGGCGACCUCCUUUGACGAGGCGAACGGGCGCUACACGGUCCGAAUCGGCACCGAGCAGAUCGCGCUGAGGCCCAUGAAUGUCGAGAGAGCGCCCUUCCGUAGCAGCGGCGCUCCUGCAGAAACACUCGAGCCGCACGCCAAGGUGCGAAUACAUGGCCUGUCAGCUCGCGCCGAGCUCAACUCUUGCGGAGGCACCAUCCUGUGUUGGCACGCGGACAAGGGUCGGUACGGCGUGCAGGUCGAGGGCAGCCUCGAGACAGUGCUGCUCCGACCGACCAACUUGGAGGAGGCGGACGCCAUCAUCGAGAACAAGGAGCGAGAGCUGCUCGCCGCCGAGGCCGCGGAGGCAGCGAAGCAUCCUUUCGGCGCAGGCUUCGGCGCGGCGGCCGGCGGUGGGGCCGCUGCGGUGUAG
This is a messenger RNA of Emiliania huxleyi CCMP1516, 486 nucleotides long. RefSeq lists its product as hypothetical. Bases 1 to 486 code for a protein of 161 amino acids. Lineage: Eukaryota; Haptophyta; Isochrysidales; Noelaerhabdaceae. The transcript has 3 exons. The record is from RefSeq and is a predicted model, not a curated record.